GAGCUUGGAUCGAUCGAGUUCGAGGCGAGAUCUCAAAUGAACAUUGUCGAGGCAAGGAAGUUGGGAGACGUUGAGGAUACAGAGGAGAGGAGAGGUGAAGGCAAGGAGCAAAAGGGCAAAACGCCGCGGACGUCACUAGUCAUGGUGACCCAGGUCGUCGAGAUCGAGGCGCCAUAG
This is a messenger RNA of Ilex paraguariensis (yerba mate), 177 nucleotides long. NCBI's taxonomy places the organism in Eukaryota, Viridiplantae, Streptophyta, Magnoliopsida, Aquifoliales, Aquifoliaceae. The record is from the annotation of a GenBank genome assembly.